AUGAUCACCCCUUUCCUCCUCGGCACCGCGCUGUUCAACCCCCACCUCUCCAACAUGCGCCUCAACAACCGCCUCGCGGCCCACGACUGGCUGCUCGUCGACCGGGCCUGGUCCACGACGGGGUACAUCUCGGUGCUGGAGAACCACUCCGCCGUCUACCGGGUGCUCCGCGCAGACCACUCCCUGCUCGGCGGCGAAUGGCUGCUCACGCAGGAACGUCAGACGCAACAGCACUGGCUCGUGCCGGAGCCAACUUACGCCGUCUUCGAAAUGCUCGAAGCGGUGCGGCUCGUGCGGAGCCCCGGGGGGAAAUCCCCGGUGGCAGACGGUGAUGCCUCGGCGUUGGUCAUCGGCCUGGGGAUCGGGACGGCGCCGAAAGCGCUGAUUUCGCACAGGAUCGACACGACGAUCGUCGAGCUAGACCCGGCCGUGCAUCGGUUCGCGAAGAAAUGGUUCGCGCUGCCGGGGAACCACACUGCGGUGAUUGCGGACGCGGUGGAAUGGGUCGCGGGGGGUCAGAGCAUUCCCGAUGAUGACAGCAAGGACGACGACGGCGGGACCCCACUCCGGAGAUUUGACUACAUCAUCCACGACGUCUUCACCGGCGGGGCGUCGCCGCUGUCGCUGUUCACGGCGCAGUUCCUUCGGGAUCUGCGCGCGCGACUGCGGGAGGACGGGGGCGUCAUUGCGAUCAAUUACGCGGGAGACUUGAGUCUGCCGCUGACGGGACAUGUCCUGGGCACGAUUGAGCGGGUUUUUGACGGGAGGAGGAACUGUCGGAUUUUCCGCGAUGGACCGCCGCCGCAGAAAGCCCCAAACUCCGAUCGCUCCGAGGCAGAUUUCACCAACAUGGUAAUCUUCUGCCUCAACACAGCCUCCGAUACAUCCGAAUUCUCCUCCUCCGCCGCGGCCGCCGCACCGCCGUCAUGGGAUUUCCGUACCCCGGUUGAAGCGGACUAUCUCAACACCCACAGCCGGCGACAAUAUCUCGUCCCCAAGGCCGAGUACGAGAUGCCGUUUCCCGAAACGACUUCGGAGAAGGUUCUGGAGGUAGGCGAGGAAGCUUUGUGGGCGGAACAGCAGCUCGAGAGCGCGAGGAGGCAUUGGGCGCUCAUGAGGCAGGUUGUGCCGGGCGUUGUGUGGGAUCUGUGGUGA
Messenger RNA from Dissoconium aciculare CBS 342.82, 1155 nucleotides. RefSeq names its product S-adenosyl-L-methionine-dependent methyltransferase. The transcript has 2 exons. Bases 1 to 1155 code for a protein of 384 amino acids. NCBI's taxonomy places the organism in Eukaryota, Fungi, Ascomycota, Dothideomycetes, Mycosphaerellales, Dissoconiaceae. The record is from RefSeq and is a predicted model, not a curated record.